Molecule: messenger RNA, 5134 nt
Organism: Pocillopora meandrina
Lineage: Eukaryota; Metazoa; Cnidaria; Anthozoa; Scleractinia; Pocilloporidae
Source: the annotation of a GenBank genome assembly
GUUCUUUUUAACCAUCAAAGCGGUCAGUUUUCAAACAAAUCGUGUUUCAUCCAAGUUAGAAGUUGCGAAAGAGAAAAGUAAAAAUAUGACGGGCAUCUUGAGAACUAUUUUUUUAGUUUCUAUCGCAGCAACACUUUUAGCAUCGAAUUCCGCUGUUGCAAGAAGUCGCUGGACAAGGGAUAUUUUACCUCCAAAUAAUGGCGGAGAGUUUCUUGGUACAUACUCUUCGUUUCACAGACCGUGGUAUGGAAAACGCCGUGAAUUUGAAUCAGAGAAAAAGGUAUUUGCUUUGAUAGGUUGUGUCACUUUGAAAAAAAGUAUAGAAAAUAAUUUUGUUGAAGUGCAAUGGUUCUAAUAAUUUGUUCCCUGUCUGGAAAAUAAAAGUGUUCCGCGUCACGAGACAAUGAUAAGUAGUACGGAACAAUUCUAAAAAACUGAAUUGGAAAAAAGGGUGUUUGCUUUGAAAAAUUGUGCCUCUUAACCAAAAAGGAACUUGAAUGGAAAAGCUCAAACAGUUUGAAAUAUCCGUGCUUGGAAAUAAUCCAGCAUAACACUUAAAUUGUGUCUUACGUUCUGUUAUUUUGGUUAAAAAAUUAAGCAAUGGGAGCGUUAUAAUUUCACUUUUAAAUAAAAUACCACUGAUAUCAUAUUUGUACUGAUGUCUGGCAUUCUAGGAAGUUAUACACUGGAUUUGAAUUGCACAAGGACAAAAUUUGAGUACGAAAAAUGUUUAGCAUAUAAAUAACCAAUUUUUUUGUGAAUAUAAUUGUUCAAAUUGUGGCUUCAAUCAUGGGUUUAACUGUCUCAUCAAGAUUGUCAAAAACAAAGAUUAACAUUGAAAUAAGGUCAACUGGAUCGCCAAUUUAAAAGUCGCCUGACCGCAUAAACCAAACAUUUUCCACAGUUUUUUUUCAUGUCGCGUGCAAUAUUUGAAGGUUAGAAAACUGUAGAAUUUUCUCCUUUGUUUGGAACUAAAGUAAAAACAUGUUAUGGACGAAAAAAUUUACCCUUUCAAUGUUAUUUACAAUGUGAAAUUUAUAAAAUUUUGCGUUUAUUAAAGUCAUCCGUGGCUUUGUCAAUGUCAUCGGUAAUCUCACUCGUGAUAGAGAAGUUAACGUAUUUCUGAAUUAGUCAAAGUCAUCCGUUUAUCAUUAUUCUUGGUGGAACAAUUAAAACUACCUGACAUGUUUUUAUCUUAAUUAUUAGUCAUUUGUCGUAUUUUAUUCAUCCGUUUCCCGAUUUCCCCCGCCCUUAAUAACUUGUAGAUAAGUUUGGGCGGAAGAAGGGUGAUCCAAUUUAGAAGAAGAAAAAACAAUAUUUACCGAAGUAGUUGUUGAAUCAUGUGAACACGACAAAAACCUGUCCAUUUUUAAAGACAAUGGAGAGAGAGUUUUUUUUUUCUCUCCUUCUCAAAAUACAGUUAUGGUCAUCGGGAAACAGUUACAAGGUCCUAAUUUUAAACAGUGAUUAUUGAAACACCGCAGUUUCAUUACGACAUGGAACCUCAAAGUUUCAAGGAAACAAGUGCAAUUAAGAGGCAGGUUAAAAUAUUAGGCGGAAUGCAAGGGUAGACCUCCUAGAAUCAAGAAAUCUCUUACAAUUUGUUAACAUGUCAAUAGAAGAGCAAAAAGGCUGUCUAGAUAAACGCAUAAAAGUAGGCUGAGCUUGAGAAGGACACAUGCGAUCAUUAAUGUUAUUUUUAAGGGGGCUUUUGUUAAUCAAAUCAUUUCAAAAGUCAUCCCGCUGUCCGGUCGAUCCUGUUUGAAACCAAUUUUUUUUAUCUCCAUGAGGCAAUUCAGGGAAGAUAAUUCUAUUCCUCUUUCUAUCGCCAAUGUUAUAGUACAUUUAUCGACCAAAACAUCAUAAUUCUAUGAGCAUGGCGUUUUUAUUGGUUUAUUUAUCUGUUGCAAAUAUGUUUUAGACAAUUUAAUUUUCUUAGACGUCUUCAGAUGAUGAAUAUUGAGCACGCGGUUUUUUGCGAAACGGAAGUUUACAAAUCAGUUUUGUUCCCAACGUCUAGGAAAUCGCGUCUUUCAAAUCAUUAAAUUUUGUUAAGGAUUUCCUCACAGUAUAAAUUAUUAUAUCAAGUAAAAGUGUUUGUUAAGAGCUAGAAGUUUUAAAGAUGUUCCUGAUAAAUUAGGGUUCCUCUUACCAAAGUAGAAACAAAUCCUGAAUUAUUUUCAGUCGUACGUUGGCCACGUGUCUUUAGAGGAAGAAUCAUUGUCUGUUUAAGGGAGGAUAUUGUUCAGCCGGUUUCAUGAUAAGCAUUGUUUUAUCAAAGAUUAUGGUAGCUUAAUCACAUUGACUGCCAACUACUUCCUUUUUUUAAAAGAACUAUAUAUGGUACCUACGCGCAGAGUGGGAAGAAGGUUGGAGUUAUUGUGUAUGAAACCUUUAAUAGCCAUUUGGGUUUAAUUCACUCUUCUUACCAAGGAUUUGGAAUUAAUCAUUACCUUCCCUAGAAAUUGAACAUAUUGUGAAUUGGCUCGAUCACUAUGAUAGUAGGCUAAAAAAGAGUUUUUGGAGGAUCGAAACUUCCUUACAAAAGUACUUUGGAGUUCUCUCUGCGCCCAGAAAAUUUUGAAUCGUCCACCGUCUUCGAAAUAAAUCUUUCCCUGCUUUAUUUCCGACGAUCAAAUCAACUUCGAUCAUAGAUUUGGUGGUUUUUUUUUACUUUUCAAUUAUUAAAAUACGAACGUCCCAGAAAAAUCUCCCUGGUUUGCCUAUUUCCAGUUGACAAAGGCCGGUUCUCCAGCUUAUUAAUAAAUCAUAAGCUAGAACUUCAAACAACUCGUGGGUGAUAUGUCCGUUAUUUUAAUUAAAAGUGUUUAAAAAAAAGACACUAAGAGAUUAAUUUUUAUCAUGUCUUUUUCUCAGAUAAAUAUACAUGCUUAUGAAUUUGAUUCUCAAAAGUCUUUAAAACGUUGUCGUCCUCGAUACUUCAAAUUAUAUGGAUACAUCAUAAUACUUUUCGCUAAAUUUUUUAUUGUUCAACCAAAGCGACAUUUCUAAUUUACACCUGUAAAUCGUGUUCUCUUUCCUUUAUUCUUAACUAUAAACUCUUUCCCUUCUUUCCCCAUUGUUCUCGAACGAAUCAGUAGACAAAGGUUUCCUUGAAGACUGUCAAAUAAAACCGGAUAUCAUAAAGGCCGAUAACAUCGUCUGAAAAUUGUCUUUAUGAUCUGAUGUCAUAAAUAGCAAAUGCAACUGAGAAUUUUUCAUUGAAGAGUUGCCUAAGAUUCUUGUUGUUUAGGUUUAAAAUGUCGAGAUUAUUUCAAGUUGUAGCAAUCCUAGGCUUGGUUGUCUUUUUUUGGACGUUUGUAGCGAACGUAGAUGAAGAGAAAUUUGUCUCUCAUAAGUUUCGAAACAAAGGAGUCAAAAUGUUACAGCAUAGACCAUGGUAUUCUGGUAAACGUAGUGAUAAUAAUUUCUUUGACAAGGUAAGAUCUUCAGUCAGAAUUUACAAAGAUCAUUGUUUUAAAGUCAAAAACGACUGACUUACUGAACAUUGCCCAUAAUAACUCUCUAAACAUCCGUUUGUUUCGAGUAAGGCGAUCACUCUAUUCUGUUCACAAGCUAUUGAAGCACACUAAUACAGUUUGUUUCGUCUUGUAAGCCACUUCUCUUAAAACGAAACUUGGACAAAAAUGUGGGUAAGAUGGGCUUUGAAAUAAGAUCUCUAUUUAUUUUCAUUUCAGUCAUAAUUCUAAUGCUAUUGAUAACUUUCAAGGUCAGCUCAUUUUGUUAGAAGAAUGUCUUUACUAAAUUAAGUAAGCCAAGCUCUUCUAGGCGUCUAUAAAGUGGACCGCCAGAAUGGACGAAAACAUUUAUUGACUCACUUUAAAUUCUUUCUUAUCUCUUCACUUUUUAACUUUCAAAUGCACAAUACUCCAGUUGGAAAUGAUUUCAAAGACAGCAUUAAACAUUAUAAGAGAUAAUUUCUUUGAUAACGUGGACAAUUUGCUUUUGAGAGCCGGAUUUUCAGCAUCCACUCUGUCAUAUCAUUGACACCUGUAGUUCGCAUUCGCAAGGAUUUUUAUUAAUUUUCUUUGUUAUUUUGAGUAGUUGCUUUCCCAUUGAAACAUGAUCUUUUGUUAUAUAGCCGGAUGUUCAAUGGACAGAAGUUGAUAUUUAACAAUAUUUUGCGUAAUCGCGUUGGAUAUGAGAUGGCAAAUAACUAACGAGGCGCGAGGCGCCGAGUUGGCUCUAACCAAUCUCGAAUCUAAUAAGCGCGAAUGGAAUAACUUUCAUUAAAUCCUGAAAGUUUGGAUGAUCGGAGCUUUUUUCAGCAACCGCAACAGUUGGCGUAAUGCAUUUCUAUGUAAGGUGACUCGCAACAUGAGCUGAUAACCCGAUUACUCAACUCUGGCAGAGUUGAGUGAACCAAUCAGAACACCAGAAAUGAAUUAACCGGAGUUGAAAAUUUGAAAUUAACUUAUCAGUCGCUAUGAUGUGAAAAAUAUAAUAAUUUUUUUGGGGUUGGGGGAUCAAACGGUUUUUAGUAUAAAAGGGAACUUUAGGAAGUCCAAUUAACCGCCAAUAAACUUAUAAACUAAUUAAUUACACUAAAAAUAAAUACACGUGACUCUUGCCUAUUGCGUGGGAAAACACGUGCAAGAGGAAAUUUAAACGGUUUUUUAGAGUAUUAUCGUGUGACCUGAAAAGAGCACACAAAACACACAAGCUAUAGAGGUCUAUAAUAUCUAAAUAGAGUUUAUCUUAUUUUCUACACAGUUAUGGAACAGGCAAGAUAAAGACUUUGACCAACAACGGGGAAUUAAUUUGAAUGAGAGCUAACCAAGAAAAAACUCCACAGAAAGUUUUGUUCAAGAUGACCUCUUUCAGUAGUAGAUGACUUCAAAGUUAUAUAUAUUUUUUGGGAUUCGUUUUUCGUUACUUUAUAGUAGUCUUUUGCUUCACUGUACCAAACUCGGAGUUGCUGUAAAUUAGAAAUGUCAAUAAUUAAGGUUUUAAAAUUAAGCUACAUCACCCGUCUAGUUAGUUCGAAAAAUAACUUGUAAGCUACACGUGUUCAAGAUAAUGUUGAGCAGCAGUCUAUGAUAAAUUAAAACAGGUAGCUCAAAAAUGACAUGAUCAUAUCCAAUUAAAGUUCUCAGUCUGAGUUACUCAUGCA